AUGUAUUUACCUAACUCUGCUGUUCAUCUAACUAGUCCUGUUUAUACUACUACUACUACUACUACUACUACUACUACUACUACUACUACUACUACUACUACUACUACUACUACUACUACUACUACUACUACUACUACUACUACUACUACUACUACUACUACUACUACUACUACUACUACUACUACUACUACUACUACUACUACUACUACUACUACUACUACUACUACUACAACUCACACUACCACUGCUACUACUACCACUCACACUACCACUACUACAACUCCCACCACCACUGCUACUACUACUACUCACACUACUGCCUUUUGUUUUCUCGUUGUAACCACUAAAUACGUAAUGUUACAAGAUGUUUUUACAACCCUUUCUUCACUAAAAAACGUUGAAAAUAAGCUUGUCUUAACUUGUUGGUACAGGUAUUGUAAUUUAAUAGAAACUCUUCUCUUGUUAAUACUCCAUUAUUUUGUAAUUUCAAUAUAGAUAUUACUUACGGUAGAAAUGUUAGUAGUAUAGCUGAAUACUCAAUGAUAUUUUAUUACACACAGAUUAACUAUAAGUUUAUUAUGUUUUCUCUUAUAUCAUUAUGAUUACAUUUACUAUUAAAUGGUUGCGGUAAAUCAAAGCCUCAACAUCUCUACUAUAUCACAAUGCCGAUUUUCACUUCAAAGGAAAUGGAGAAUUUCUACCUAACGAGUGAACUGUACGCCCAUAAUAUAUAUAUAUAUAUGCUUGUAUGCGUAACAUUAACUACUAAUAAUAGUACAACUAACAAUGUGCUACCAAUGCAGUUUAGUAAUGUUGUUUCUAUCGUUGGUAUCACCAUUACUUUUUUUCUCUCAGUUUACAACUAGUUUUGUACAACUGGAAAACUGUUGCGGUUUUCGUCCUUUCUCACUCUUUAUGAAUUCCGUUCUGCAUGAUACAUAAACAUAUUUGUUAAUGGAGACGUGCACACACACUCAGACAUACAUACAUACACACAAAUACACAUAAAAACAUAUUCAUUUCUAUAUACUCUCACUCUUUUUCUCCACCUUUUUUUACAUAUCUUACUUUGGCGCUUUUCCUGUUAUUUAUUGCAUUGUGUUGUGUGAUUCAAAUACUGCAUAUCUAGUGAAGUCAUUACCGCUUAAAUUUGUUUGUGACAUUCAGGGGAAGUAAAGCGGGAAUCAGUACAUCUAUCUCUGCGAAUAGGAUAUUUCAACUUGUUUGUUGAAAGGUUUCAGGUUUCCAAGACAGUGAACGAUAGUGUCUUAAGGGCGAGAAAAAAGAACUAUAUUACUUUUAAUGUUUCAAUAUAUUAAUGAAAAUAAAGAUAUUCGAUCGGCUCCAAUGGUUGAUCCGAAUAAAAAUGAUACUAAUUACAGUAUUAAUAAUUCAAAGGCGCCUAUCUCUUCAUCAACUACAAUAACCGAUGUAAUCAUAUAAGAAGGUAACUUAUACGAAAUUGGUUUUUUGUUGUGGUUCAUUUCGGCAAUCACAGUUCUCUUCAAAUGUACACUUACAGCCUUAAACUCUGUACAAAUAAAUUACUUUUUAAAGUUGAUUCAUUGUAUGAAUAUUAAUGAGCAGUUAUAUACAAAAAUGAAGAAAUGAAACUUUGAAGUAAUUUUUGAAGUACUUUGUUGAUCUUGGAAUAAGAAUUCAGUGUAGCUGUAAAAAUGAGGAUCUUGACACUUAUUUUGAAGCUGUCGACAAGUAUUGAAUGAAAUAACACAGGAAUAUCGGCUUAAUCUUUCAUUGACUUAUAAAAUCUUGAAGUAUCUAAGCAGUGAAUAAGGAAUGUAUGGAAACAGUAACACAUUUAAUGUUUACAUCUAGUUGAGAAUAUAUAUCCUCAUGAAUGCAUGCCACCACUUCAUUUUCUUGAGUACACUUUAAUGAAAUUUUCUUGUAUGAAGGCUUAAUGUCUAUUCAGACUACUACUUCAAGUUUUGGUGACUUCUUAUCAUGUCUCUUGAUGCUUAAUACUGACUGGAAUAUCACUCUUUCGACAACAGAUGUUUGUACAAGGCUGCUUUACAUGUAGAGUUGCAACAUUUACAACUACAAAGCUGCUAUGGGCAACGUUACCUCAUAAUCUUUUCCAUGUAAAUAUAUUGUAUUUAUCUCCUCAUACAUGGUUAGCCUACAAACAUAACCAUGUCUGAAUCAAGUAAACCACUGCAUACAUUUUAUUUAUCAUAUUCUUCACUGAAACAAAACAUUAGUUUCUGAUGUUCUAUCUGAAUGAAUUCGGUGCUUAUUGUAAUGAAUUCAAUUUUUAACAUUCUGUACAAAAAGCUAUUCAUUAUUAGUUGUUGAGUUAAUCGGUUAUCACUUGAAUAGUUGGCAAGUUGCUUUAUGUGGACAAGUUCCUUCACUGAUAACCAUUUUUUGCACCAAAUGAAAAGUAUUAAAGACCCUUAUUCCCUGGAAUUGACUGAUAUUCUAUUGUUCAUAUUGUGUU
Molecule: messenger RNA, 2464 nt
Organism: Heterobilharzia americana
Lineage: Eukaryota; Metazoa; Platyhelminthes; Trematoda; Strigeidida; Schistosomatidae
Source: the annotation of a GenBank genome assembly